This is a messenger RNA of Brachypodium distachyon (stiff brome), 1337 nucleotides long. RefSeq names its product COMPASS-like H3K4 histone methylase component WDR5A. The record is from RefSeq and is a predicted model, not a curated record. The transcript has 2 exons. Gene Ontology annotation, molecular function: histone binding. The coding region runs from base 85 to 1056 and encodes 323 amino acids. Lineage: Eukaryota; Viridiplantae; Streptophyta; Magnoliopsida; Poales; Poaceae. Gene Ontology annotation, cellular component: Set1C/COMPASS complex.
AGCUUCCCCACUCGGUAAUUCCGGACUCACAGCACCAGCGACUCCGAAAUUCCAAAACCCCAAACCCUUUUCCGGUUGGCGGCAAUGGCGGCGCCGGCGGCAGAUGACCCUCUGGCCUCCCCGGGAUACGCCCUCCGCGCGACGCUCACGGGCCACACCCGCGCCGUCUCCGCCGUGAAGUUCUCCCCGGAUGGCCGGCUCCUCGCCUCCGCCUCCGCCGACAAGCUCCUCCGCGUCUGGUCCUCCUCGGACCUCUCCCUCGUCGCCGAGCUCGUCGGCCACGAGGAGGGCGUGUCCGAUCUCUCCUUCUCCCCCGACGGACGCCUCCUCGCAUCCGCCUCCGACGACCGCACCGUCCGCAUCUGGGACCUCGGCUCCGGCGGCGGCGCCCGCCUCGUGAAGACGCUAACCGGCCACACCAACUACGCGUUCUGCGUCUCUUUCAGCCCCCAUGGCAACGUCCUCGCCUCGGGGUCCUUCGACGAGACGGUGCGCGUGUGGGAGGUCAGGUCGGGACGGAGCCUUCGCGUGCUGCCGGCCCACUCCGAGCCCGUCACCGCCGUCGAUUUUGACCGCGACGGGGCCAUGAUCGUGUCAGGGAGCUAUGACGGGCUCUGCCGCAUCUGGGACGCAGCCACCGGACACUGCGUCAAAACCCUCAUUGACGACGAGAGCCCCCCAGUGUCCUUCUCCAAGUUUUCGCCCAACGGCAAGUUCGUGCUUGCCUCCACACUUGAUAGCACCCUGAGGCUCUGGAAUUUCUCAGCUGGGAAGUUUCUAAAGACGUAUUCUGGCCAUGUGAACACAAAAUACUGCAUUCCAGCAGCAUUUUCUAUCACCAAUGGCAAGUACAUUGUCAGUGGUUCUGAAGACAACUGUGUCUACAUGUGGGAUCUUCAGUCAAGAAAGAUUGUGCAGAAACUGGAAGGACACACUGACACAGUCAUUGCUGUGUCAUGCCACCCUACCGAAAACAUGAUUGCGUCAGGAGCGCUUGACAGCGACAAGACGGUGAAAGUUUGGGUUCAAAAGGACGAAGAGAAACAAGGUUCCUGAGCAAGCUUAUUGUCUUGGUUCUUAUAUAACCUUUCUGAUGAUGGUAGCCAGGUAAGCCAGUUAGCUUCACGAGUAAUUAUAGAUUGCUGUGGUGGUGAAUGGAAUACUCCUAGGCUGUGUAAUUUUGUGUUGUGUGGCCUGCUUCACUGCUAAGCGAUCUGUGAAGUAAUCUUAACUGUUUUGGAGAGCUGUUCGUGGGAUGGUUGUAUGAAAGGGUGGCACAGAAACAAUGAUUAAACUUCAUUUGAUGCCUUUAUAAGUUAGCUAUCUUUGGAUGUCAA